Plutella xylostella (diamondback moth) is the source of this 3497-nucleotide messenger RNA. NCBI's taxonomy places the organism in Eukaryota, Metazoa, Arthropoda, Insecta, Lepidoptera, Plutellidae. The record is from RefSeq and is a predicted model, not a curated record.
AUCGGUUAUAGGUUUUCCUGAUAUUGAUAUAACAAGCGUUAAGUACCAACACAACAAUGGUAGAGAAGGGGCCAUGUGUUCCGUUCUUUUCAAUAUAAAAUAUAAAUUUUUUGAUAUGGAAAACAACGCAGUUCACAGUGUUUUUGAUUUGACACCUAGAAUAAUAACAAGUGCCACACUAUUCUUUUUCUGACAUUGACAGAACAAGCAGAACUGUCAAAACGAAAAGAAAAGAAGGCAAAGGAAAAAAGUUGACGGCUUAUGUGUUUAACUUAUAAUUUUGAAAAAUCCAUGCUUCAAUAGUGUUUUGCUGAACUUCCUAAAUAAGUAUGGAACCCGAAGAAGAUGAUAUGAUCGUGGUUAUCAUCAAAGAUGAUGACGAAGAGGAGUCUUCAAGUAGUGUUCCUAUUCCCGCCUCAAUUUCUAUCAAAGAGGAAGUCGUCGAUGAGACGGAAAAUGCUACUUUAGUUGAAGAACUUUUAGAAACAGCAGCUAAGCAUGGCACACACAUGGAUAUAGCAAAGUUAAAUUUUGAAAUGAAAGAGGAGCCAUGUGACUAUGAAUAUCUGGAGGAGGAUGAAGAAUUAACAGCUCCAACCACUUGCGAUUCUGAUGAAGAGUUUGUACCUGAUGCAGCAGAAAGUGACCUAGAUGAGAAAUAUAAUGAUAAUGAUUUUAUGGAUUCUAAACAUAAAAACAGUGUAAGAAAAGGUCGUAAUGGGCGAUUUAAGAUGCUUUCACCAUCUAGGCAAGUAUCCUUUGUGCAGAAGCUAAGAGAUGAACACCCUGAGUAUGAAUUUCAGGACAACUUACUGGUAGAGCACAUAGCCAAGAUCAUGAAAGAGACAAAGCCAUUACCACCACCUCCGGACUUCUAUAGAGUUCAUGAUUUAAUGUUUGAAUGCACAGAGUGUUGUGCAGUGAGUGCUAAUAUACCAGCUGUUGAACGGCACUACCAAGAGAAGCAUGGACCUCGAUACCUCAUAUGUUUGGCAUGUGGAGUUGACUUUCGCAGCAAAACCAACCUCUACAAGCACGAGAAGCGCUGCAACGCCGCCGACGCGCGCUGCGUGCUGCGGGCGCGCGCGCUGGCCGUGGGCCGCAAGGGCCGCCACCGCCCCUUCCUGCCCAAGUACCCCAAGAAGCAGGACGGGUAUAAAAUCCAGCCUAUGCGGUCGUUCGGCUGCGGGCAGUGCGCGGCCGUGUUCCGCACCAAGUCGGGGCUGGCGGGGCACCUGCACCUGCACCGCGGGGAGCGCCCGCACGCCUGCGACCAGCACGCCGCUAGCACAAGCGACAUGGGCCAGCUUCGGCAUUUGCAGCCGGUGCGGUCGUUCGGCUGCGGGCAGUGCGCGGCCGUGUUCCGCACCAAGUCGGGGCUGGCGGGGCACCUGCACCUGCACCGCGGGGAGCGCCCGCACGCCUGCGACCAGUGCGGCACAAAGCUCCCCGCUCUCAGGCAGCCGGUGCGGUCGUUCGGCUGCGGGCAGUGCGCGGCCGUGUUCCGCACCAAGUCGGGGCUGGCGGGGCACCUGCACCUGCACCGCGGGGAGCGCCCGCACGCCUGCGACCAGUGCGGCGCCGCCUACACGACGAGGAGCGCACUUUAUCGCCACUACCACUCGCACACGGACGCGCGCUUCAUCUGCGACAUCUGCGACCGCCAGUUCCGCGCCAAGACCGCCCUGGUCUACCAUAUGGACACGCAUUUACCUCAAAGAAAGUUCGCGUGCACCUACGAAGGCUGCACGCGUCGGUUCGCACAGAAGUACGCGCUCACGAUACACAUGCAACGGGUUCACGAGAACCUGCCGCCGCCGUGCGCCUGUCAGAUCUGUCCUAGGAGGUUCACUCGAAUGUCUAUACUCAAGGUGCAUAUGAAGAAGGAACAUGGAAUGAUUCUGAUGACAAGGAAUAUGUUCUUCAAAAAACUACCAAAGAUGUCCGCGACACAAGUGCAGCAAGCCAAAAUAAUAUUUAACAACGGCAGCACAGAGCCGCUUCUGCAGACCAAGAAGGAGGCUGAACUAAUUGAAACUGAAGAAAGCAUAGACAAUACUGAAAACUUUUUAUAUCAAGAAGAAGACGCGGAACCAGAAAAUGAGGCCACAAACGACGAAAACAUAAUGGAGUUUGUAAAGAACUUCGUUAUCAAACAAGAAGUCGAGGAUGAUGACACACAAGAAGGAAGUAUAAUGGUCAUAGAGAACGGUCAAGUGGAAUUCAUAGACAAGAAGAAUGUAAGGAGAAAGGAGUAUGAGCAGUUGAUAGCCAACUUCAACUCUGUGGUACAAAAUGAGACACCGAGUUCUACGUCCAUGCCUAUUCUGUGAUCCUAGUCAAUGGUAAAUACUUUUUUUUAUGAGCUUAGUAAUGACUCUCAUCGCCGAUAUUCUGGGGGGUAAGUACAUACGCCGAUGUUCGUGCGUUCGUCGAUUUAGGGACUGACCCUACUGGUCAGCGCUAUUGUGAUCUAUGGACAAGGGACUGACGACUGAAAUUAAAAGACCAUUAUUAUACUCACAACUUAUGUACUUAGUAAGAGUAUACAAUGUAGGGUGAGUCUUUCAUAGAUGCACAUUCAGAAGUAUGCCACAGAGCUUUUCAUUCUAAACAAUAUAUAUGUUAUGAUGACCUUGGGAUAUUCCCGAAAAAAUAUAUCUACUCCCCAUACACAUUACACAGUGUCACGUAAACAACCAAUUUUUGUAUGGGGAAGCAUUUUUUUUUCGUUAUAUCCCAAGGUCAUUAUAACGACAGUUGUUCAGAAUGAAGAGCUCUGUAACAUACUUCCGGAUAUGCACAUGAAAGACUCACCCUGUAUGAUCGUACGAUGCAGAUAGUACCUACUGACCGCCAUCCAUCACACAGCUCAAUGAAUAAACCUACAUCGUGGUGUAUUAGGUAUAAUUACACAGGGAGGAAUUUUUAUAAGUAUAGGUACUUCCCACAAUGAAAGUUGCCCCGUCGAUAAAUCCUACUUGGCAACUUUCAUUGAGGGACCAACUUUGAAGUCGCGAAAAAAAAAACCUGUGGACGGGAAGUCAAUACGCUGACAAAAUUGCAUUGAUAAUGGUGUUAAAAAACCCUUGGUAUAAGGUAAAACUUGUCUGUGACGAUUUUAUAUUUUUAUAAGUAGGAAGUGAGAAUGAUUAGUUUACGAUAAAGAUUUCUAUUUGGGUUGUAGAUAGUGAUUUUUAAUUGUUUAAAAGGAAAUUUUAGUAGGUUAUAAAAUGAAAUAAAAAUGCCAAACGUUAUUUAUACGAAAAAGUGUUUUAUUACGCACUUAUUAUUCCAACCAAAUGUUCAUCUAUAGCAUAUUAUUAUGUGAUACACAAUCGUUACAAGAAAUCACAAAUUUAUUUUUAUAUGCUUCAUUAAACACUAAGAAAAUACAAAAAUAUUAAGCGGUGUUUCGAUAAAUAUCUAAUUGGAUACGUAUGCAAUACACGCCCUUAGAUUUAGUACAGAAAUAGAUACAGAUAGGUCAUUUCAUA